AUGGACGUGGACGUGGACAUGGACGUGGUCGUGGACGUGGGCGUGGACGUGGACGUGGACGUGGACGUACACGUGGACGUGGACGUGGACGUGGACGUGCACGUGGACGUGGAUGUGGACGUGGACGUGCACGUGGACGUGGACGUGGACGUGGACGUGGACAUGGACGUGGACGUGGACGUGGACGUGGACAUGGACGUGGACGUGGACGUGGACGUGGACGUGGACCUGGACGUGGACGUGGACGUGGACGUGGACGUGGACCUGGACGUGGACCUGGACGUGGACGUGGACGUGGACGUGGACUUGGACGUGGACCUGGACGUGGACGUGGACAUGGACAUGGACGUGGACGUGGACGUGGACGUGGACGUGGUCGUGGACGUGGACGUGGACGUGGACGUGGACGUGGUCGUGGACGUGGACGUGGACGUGGACGUGGUCGUGGACGUGGACGUGGACGUGGACGUGGACCUGGACGUGGACGUGGACGUGGACGUGGACGUGGACGUGGACAUGGACGUGGAGGACGUGGACGUGGACGUGGACAUGGAUGUGGAUGUGGAGGACUUGGACGUGGACAUGGACGUGGACUUGGACGUGGACUUGGACGUGGACGUGGACGUGGACCUGGUCGUGGACGUGGACGUGGACCUGGUCGUGGAUGUGGACGUGGACGUGGACGUGGACGUGGACGUGGUCGUGGACGAAGACGUGGACGUGGACGUGGACGUGGACGUGGACGUGGUCGUGGACGAAGACGUGGACCUGGACGUGGUCGUGGACAUGGACGUGGACGUGGACGUGGACGUGGUCGUGGACGUGGACGUAGACGUGGACGUGGUCGUGGACGUGGACGUGGACGUGGACGUGGUCGUGGACGUGGACGUGGUCGUGGACGUGGACGUGGACGUGGACGUGGACAUGGUCGUGGACGUGGACGUGGACGUGGACAUGGACGUGGACGUGGACGUGGACGUGGACGUGGCCGUGGACGUGGUCGUGGACGUGGACGUGGACGUGGACGUGGUCGUGGACGUGGACGUGGACGUGGACGUGGACGUGGACGUGGACGUGGACGUGGACGUGGACUUGGACGUGGACGUGGACGUGGACGUGGACAUGGACGUGGACGUGGACGUGGACGUGGACGUGGACGUGACGUGGACUUGA
This is a messenger RNA of Closterium sp. NIES-65, 1173 nucleotides long. Lineage: Eukaryota; Viridiplantae; Streptophyta; Zygnematophyceae; Desmidiales; Closteriaceae. The record is from the annotation of a GenBank genome assembly.